ACAGCUCGAGAAACUCCGACCAAUAGGAUUAUGCAAAGCGUCCUAAGCGGAUGUCACGUCCGGUCUGAACAGCCGGCAGGAUUGAAGGAAGAAUCUGGAGUAACCCAUCCCAAGUGUCCUUUAUAUUUAAACACAUUUGAGUUAAAUCUAUCCCUGCAGUCACGAUGACUUUUGAUGUGCGGAGGUUUGAUAUCUACAGGAAAGUGCCGAAAGAUCUUACCCAGCCAACAUAUACUGGAGCUUUCAUUUCAAUAUGCUGCUGUGUCUUCAUGUUGUUCCUCUUUCUCUCGGAACUGACAGGAUUCAUCGCUACAGAAAUAGUAAAUGAACUGUAUGUGGAUGACCCUGAUAAGGACAGUGGAGGGAAGAUAGAUGUGAGUUUAAACAUCAGUUUGCCAAACUUACACUGUGAUUUGGUGGGUUUGGACAUCCAGGAUGAGAUGGGACGGCAUGAAGUGGGCCACAUAGAGAAUUCAAUGAAGGUGCCUCUUAAUAAUGGCCACGGCUGCCGCUUUGAAGGAGAGUUCAGUAUUAAUAAAGUUCCAGGAAACUUUCAUGUGUCGACACACAGUGCCACUGCUCAGCCCCAGAGCCCUGAUAUGACCCAUAUCAUCCACAAACUGGCCUUUGGGGCGAAGCUUCAGGUGCAGCAUGUCCAGGGGGCAUUUAAUGCAUUGGGUGGAGCUGACAGACUUCAGUCCAAUGCUUUAGCGUCACAUGAUUACAUUCUCAAGAUCGUUCCAACAGUCUAUGAGGAACUGGGAGGAAAGCAGAGGUUCUCCUAUCAGUACACCGUAGCAAACAAGGAGUAUGUGGCGUACAGUCAUACUGGCCGCAUCAUACCGGCUAUCUGGUUUCGCUAUGAUCUGAGUCCAAUCACAGUCAAGUACACGGAGAGAAGACAGCCUUUCUACCGCUUCAUCACUACCAUCUGUGCCAUCAUUGGCGGGACGUUCACCGUGGCCGGUAUCAUCGACUCCUGCAUCUUCACAGCCUCUGAGGCCUGGAAGAAAAUCCAGAUUGGCAAAAUGUCAUGAAUUGUAUUUGCAUGUCAAUCACGCCUUUUAUUUAUGCCAGCCAAACCUCUGUCCACUCAUCUUCACACCCCGUUAUGACCCAUACCAACCACAACCAGAAUAAUGUUGCGUCAUCCCAGAUGGCUUUUUCUGUGCGCUCAUUCAGAGUCACAUUUAAUGUGAAUAAUUCCAGAGCUUUCAUUUGGUGGAGGAAGGUGGUUUCCUUAUUUCACUGCCAUGCCAAAUUCAUCUGCACUUCUUAAUGCAGCCUUGCGUUUAGAGAACUGCUGUGGAAAGAACCUGUUUUUUUUACUCGUAGGAAGGACACCUGGCUUUUCUCUUUUAAUACUGUUUAGUGUUACAAGUGGCGUAGUGUGAUUUUGAGAGGUCAGUGUGAAUCCGCUUGAACAGAAUUCCUCUACAUUGGGUUGAUUUUUACCCUCAUUGGGACUGAACAGCAUUAAAGGGUUAAUCUCAUGAAACCUCUUAAAGAAUAUUGCACCAUAAAAUGAAACACGAAAUUUUUUUAAUCUAAAGUAUUUUCAUGUUGGCUGUAAUUAAUAAUGAAAAGUGUUUUAGUUUCACUUAUUUUGUCAGUUUAUUUACACAUCUGAAUUGUGUUUUGGUAUUUUGAUGUCUGAUCUGCUGACAUCUGAUGUUAAAAAUGAAAUCAUAAGUGUAUUUUAUUAACAUUUUGGUUUUUUUAAGUGAUAUAGACACUACACUACACAUUUGACUAUUGAGUAAUAUGAAUUAGUUGCAUGUACUUACUAUAUACUUGGGUUUAGAAUGACUUUUUAUUUGGCAUAAUUCAUUAUAAUUACAAUAGUAAGUACAUGGUGUAUGUGUAACUAUGUCACCUUAAAUUAACGUGUCAUUUUUGUGUAGUAGUUUUGAAACUAUAUAUUGCAUAAGAAUAAAUAUAUAUACAAAAUAAAUCUGUAAAACUACAGAAAAUGUACCGGCAGCUCAUUACUCUUAAUUUAUGUCAAAAACUCCAAUAAUAUAUCAUUUCAAACUACUAAAAACCUCAAUAAAAGUCACUUUAAAGUGAAUCUUUUUCCCUCUAAUGUUGUCAGAGCAGAAAUCAAGGUCCCAUAAUGCAAUUCGAAAGUGAAAAUAAAUGCACUGCACCCAUGAGUCAGGGAGAUGAACAGAUAUUUUUAAAGUGUAGUGUAGAUUGUUUAUAGUUAACAGUUAAACUCUUUUGCUGUUUAACAAAAACGGGGGCUCGUCCGGGAUUUAAAUCAUAAACUGUAAAAAGGGAUUAGUUGAUUUUGCUUAAAGUGAGUAAACCCAUUGACACUAGGAAUUUUUAAGUUGUCUAAAUUUUAUAUGUUGACUUAAUUUAAAUAUGCACAUUAUUUAUUUGCUUAAUAAUUUUUAAGGCAGCAGCUUUUUUAAGUGAAGUCAACUAAUCGCUUAAUACGUUGUACCCCUAAACCCAAUUCUCAUUUUAUUAGGCAGAUUUUAAACACAUCAGAGUAGUAUCGCCUUUAUCAUUUGCAGUUUUUAAUAGGUUUUAAUGUUUUUUUUUAUUGUUGACAGUCAGAUUGAAUAUCCUAGUUAAAUGUUGUACAUUUUCAUAAAAACACCAACACAGUUUUAAAGUUGUUACAUUAGAUUUAUUUCCUCCACGAUAUAUAUAUAUAUAUAUAUAUAUAUAUAUAUAUAUAUAUAUAUAUAUAUAUAUAUAUAUAUAUAUAUAUAUAUUUGUGAGUUAAGUGUUUCAUGAGAUUAACUUGUACAUCAUUUAAAGCAGUGUUUUUGUUAUGCAGUGUGUAUUCUCUGUUUUUCCAUGGUACAUUGGGUUUUCUUGCACUCGAGUGGCUUUCUGAUUACAGGCCUCUAUUUUGGUUUAUUGUAUUCACUUUUAAAGUGUUCAACUGAAGGGAAGUUUAUGAAUGUUUUUGUAUUUUUUUGUAUCCUAAAGGUUAUCUUGAAGGAAUGUUUUUAAGUUUAUUUCCGUAUCAUUCAAGGGUAUUUUGUGGCUUAAUGAUACUUUUAUUUCCACAGCCCAUAAUGGUUUAUUGGUUAUCCUUUAUUGUUUUGGAGAUUAUGCUGGAAACGUGUUGUUUAUGUCUCGUCAAGCCCUGCCGUAAAGAUCUUGAAUCAUUUCCUGCCAGUGUUAUGACCGCAGAUCUGGUUGAGCUGGUUACACUGGACCGUUCCUUAUGAAAGUAAACAAUGGUUCGAAUCUGUGAUGCGCUGUUGCGGUAGACAUGGCAACUGGGGUAUAUUUUCAUUCAAUAAGAAACAGAAACCACAACACUACAUUUCAACCUGACCAGUCGUUUGUUAUUGUUUUAAUCUAAGGACUCUGAAACUGCUUAGUUUAUUUUUGUUGUUCUCGUUUUUUAUCUGAUGGUGGAUCUCAACUUCCUGGUUGCACCUUUGUUUAUCAUGGUUAGAUUAAACCACAGCAAAAGCCAGUUACGUUGUUGUAUGUUUGUUCUUCUUUGUACGUCUUUUCAAAAUUUGGGUUACCAAUUAUUUUUUACUUUCAUUUCUUCAAAAUGUUAAUAAAGGUUUGCCAUAAUGUAAUAAAAAGGAGAAAAAAUAAAUUAUGGGGACAUGUAAA
Danio rerio (zebrafish) is the source of this 3597-nucleotide messenger RNA. The record is from RefSeq and is a predicted model, not a curated record. NCBI's taxonomy places the organism in Eukaryota, Metazoa, Chordata, Actinopteri, Cypriniformes, Danionidae.